UGCACUGAUUGUAUUUUCUGCUUUCAGAGAUUUACGUUUCAACCACAUCAAGGAGAUACAACCUGGAGCCUUCAGGAGACUGAGGAACCUCAACACGCUGCUGCUGAACAAUAAUCAGAUAAAACACAUUGUGAGAAGAUCCUUUGAAGAUCUGGAGAACCUGAAAUACCUCUACCUUUAUAAAAACGAAAUUCAGAGCAUCCAGCAACAUGCCUUCAACGGGCUGCGCUCUCUGGAACAGCUCUACCUGCAUUUCAACAACCUGGAAAGCCUGGAGCAGGAGACUUUCAGUGACCUGCCCAAACUUGAGAGGCUAUUCUUGCACAACAACAAGAUUUCCAGGAUUCAUCCAGGGACGUUCUCUCAACUGGAAUCCCUCAAACGGCUGCGGCUGGACUCCAACGCCUUGCUUUGCGACUGCGACUUGAUGUGGCUGGCGGAGCUGCUGAAGAAAUACGCGGAGCAGGGCAGCAUCCAGACCGCCGCCACCUGCGAGGCUCCUCGCGAGCUGCACGGCCGCUCCAUCGUCACCUUGACCGCCCAGGAGUUUAACUGCGAGAGGCCUCGCAUAACCUCAGAACCCCACGAUGUCGACGUCCUCUUGGGAAACACGGUUUAUUUCACCUGCAGGGCAGAAGGCAAUCCAAAGCCGGCGAUUAUUUGGCUGCACAACAAGUAAGUCGCACACAAUGAGCCCUGGGGUAGCAAAGGUUUUCAAGCACCGAGCUCUUCAGUGGCUGCCUGUAAUUACCAAAGCUGUUUCGUGCAACAUUAAAAAAAAAAAAAA
Pterocles gutturalis (yellow-throated sandgrouse) is the source of this 787-nucleotide messenger RNA. Its product is annotated as peroxidasin homolog. The annotation marks the transcript as partial. Gene Ontology annotation, biological process: cell surface receptor signaling pathway. The transcript has 7 exons. NCBI's taxonomy places the organism in Eukaryota, Metazoa, Chordata, Aves, Pterocliformes, Pteroclidae. Gene Ontology annotation, molecular function: protein binding. The record is from RefSeq and is a predicted model, not a curated record. Gene Ontology annotation, cellular component: plasma membrane.